Molecule: messenger RNA, 2413 nt
Organism: Lampris incognitus (smalleye Pacific opah)
Lineage: Eukaryota; Metazoa; Chordata; Actinopteri; Lampriformes; Lampridae
Gene: snx24
Product: sorting nexin 24
Exons: 8
Coding region: 46-603 (185 amino acids)
Molecular function (GO): phosphatidylinositol phosphate binding
Source: RefSeq, a predicted model, not a curated record
CGGGGAGGGAUUUGACUCGCAUAGCUUUCUACCUAGAGUUAUUUUAUGAAAAUGCCCCCCGUCAGGGUUGCAAUUCCGUCGUUCCGUUCGGAGAACAACUCUAUAGAGAAGGGAUAUACGGUCUUUAAAAUUGAGGUGCUAAUGAAUGGCAGACAACAUGCUGUUGAGAAACGCUACAGUGAAUUUCAUGCUCUCCAUAAAAUGCUUAAGAAGAGCAUUAAGCCACCUGAGAUCCCUUCUAAGCAUGUCCGAAACUGGGUUCCUAAAGUCCUGGAGCAGAGAAGACAUGGUCUGGAGCUGUAUCUUCAGACUAUAAUCAUGGAGAAUGAGGUUCUUCCAAAGAUAUUCCUGGAUUUCCUAAAUAUCCGCCAUUUUCCUUCUGUGCCAAAAACAGAAAGCUGUGGGUCAUUUGAAACAGAAUCAGAAGAAUCAAGCAAACUUUCUCACCAGCCUGUCAUGCUCUUUUUGAGAGACCCCUACCUGAUUCCAUCUACUCGUGAUACAUUUUCAAAUGUUGUGAUUGAAGGUGUAAUACAUGGAGUAUUCUACCCAGACCUUCAACCAAGGUUUGGGAUGAUAACGGAGGAGCCCAAGUCUCUGUGACAGCAGAAACACACAAAGACCAGAAGAAAACUGACUGAGAUUGUCCAAGCUCUCAGUACUGAGAAGUGAAAGUUGUUACUGCACUUGUCUUUUGGCAAAGUAUAUGAAAAAGCCUGGUGAAAGUUGAAAGUUGAAUCAGUUCAUCUGGAUUCAACGUUUAUUGACAGAUAUGUUUCAUCACUCAUAUAAGUGACCUCUUCAGUCUAAACUGACUGCAGGUAUCCCCACCCUUAUAAACGAUACAGUUGCAUAAGGACCAAAACCAGCGAUCAGUUUCUUGUGCAAAUAUGGGCGUGACCAUUAACUAGAGAUACAAUGGCCAUGUGUACUAUUCACAGAGGAUUUGGGAAUGUUUGCAAUCAAUGAACAUUGUGUCCAGGUGAACUGAUUCAGCUUUCUUUGAUUCACAGCCCAUUGUCUUUCUAAAAACAAAACACAAUGUAUUUCCAUUCUUUCAGCAAAUAAUUACCUCAAAACACUGCUAAAAAUAUUGCUGAACUUGGAAGCAGACAUUUGGCCUUGUCUUCCUCUUCUCCUUGGCCUUGCCAAGCAAGACACUAUAUUAAAUUUGGCGAAAAGGGGAAGAGUAUUGAUGAAACAAGCCUUAAGACUAGUUCGUUUUAUCUAGUCAUUAUCUCACACUGCAGACUUGCUAGCUAGAUAGCAUAGCUAAGAAUACAUUUUCAUGUUGAAAUGGGGCUGAUAAACAGAAUUAUUGUUAAUAAUAAUAAUGAUAAUAAUAAUGGGGGCGGCACGGUGGCCCAGUGGUUAGCAUUGUUGCCUCACGGCAAGAAGGUCCUAGGUUCAAAACCCCAGGCUAUCCCAGGAGCUUUCUGUGUGGAGUUUACCUAUUCUCCCCGUGUCUGUGUGAGUUUCCUCCGGGUGCUCCGGUUUCUUCCCACCAUCAAUAAGGCAUGCAUAUUAGGGUUAAUACUCCUGCCUGUGCCCCUGAGCAAGGCAAUGGAAAGAAGAACUGGAGUUGGUCCCCGGGUGCUGCAGCUGCCUACUGCUCCUAUACAUUAGAAUGGGUUACAUGCACAGGAUGAAUUCUGUUGUAACCUGUACAGUGACAAAAUAAAGUGGCUUUCUUUCUUUCUUCUCUUUAUGGGAACUGUCACAUACAAUUUUCAGCCCAUUUUUUAAACAGGCUUAUUAUUGUUAUUUUCCACUUAUCUUAAGGGUCAGAGAAAACACAACUUGUUUGAACACAGAAACACCUUUAGUGAGAGCCAGUGUGGGACACUAAUAUUACAUACCUUACGUUACACGUUUAACUGUUUUAGUGACAUUUUAAUGAAGUGUAAUGAGACAGCUCUUAAAAACUGUCUGUGCAUAUCUCAGUGUAUAUAAAAUCAUAUCUGUGAAAUUGAAAUCAUCACAAAUUCUACUAGAGACAAAGAAUCAUGUUGCCAAACAAAGUAUCCCUUCGCUUUUGAUUGGCGACUUGUUCUUUUGAUGUUUUAAAAGACGUUUGUCUUUCAUGUCUGUUAACUCAGAUACAUUGAUUUUAUUGUGUGGCAGUACUGAUGAGUGAAGUUGGUCAACUUGAAUAGUGUGCACUGACAAACAGGAAUCAUGGGCAAUUAAACCACAGCUAAACAAUACAUGUUUAUAUGCAGUUUGAUUUGUGUAUAUUCUUAUUGUAGAUUCACAUUUUCUGUUUAUUUAUACUUUGUAAUGUUGUACUGUUAAUGUCGUAAACAUGAUUAUAGUGUGCCAUAAUGACAUUCUACAUUGAAUAACACUGUGGAGUUGUACUGUAGCACUUUAGGAUGGGCAAUCUGUAAUAUUUUAAAACUGACACCAAUAA